CUUUCUUUCUCUCUUUCUCUUCUUUCCUUCUCCUUUCACUCUUCUUUGCCCACUUUUUUUCUUCUUCUUCAAUACUAAUCACAUUCCUGUGAUCACUGCUGCCUUUUUAUUAUUAUUAUUAUUCUUUUUUUCUUUUCCUUCUUCCCCCAUAAAGAAAAAGGAGAAAAAGGAUGGUGCAUCCCGGAAUAAUUGUUGCAAGCGUCUUUGGCGUAGUUGUCACUGGCGUAGUGAUCUAUACGAUCAUCAAGGAAGAAUUCUUUGAACAACCAAGCUCGACUAACUAUGAACGAUUCCGAGAAAAUCACCGGCAACAGCAGCGACAACAACAACAACAGGAGGAGGAGGACCAAGACCGAUAUAAUUUCUACUCUUCCUCGACCUCGAUCCAUGGCGACUAUGAACUACGACAACGACGAAUCCCCCAACCUGAAGACGACGAGAAUGAAAAAUCGAAGCUUGACAAUGAUCUAAUGCAAAGACUACAAAGGGUUGAAGCAGAGGAGGCUCGUCUUGCAGAGAAGGAAAGGGCUAUGCGAGAGCGUGAAGAGAAUCUGCAGCGAUCUAUGCGUGAGCAUGAGGAACGUCUGGAACGAGAAAUGCGAGAGUCUUUUGUUCUUAGAGAACGUAGAGAUGAAGAAGAGGAAGAGGAUGAGGAUGAACAACUUGCUAAAACACUUCGUCAACGGGAACCACAUAUCUCUCCUCCCACUAUCUCUGAGAUUUAUCAAAACCCAUUUGCUAGCCAUGAACCCUUGAUCCAAAAUUACAAUGUUACAGAUUCCCAGGAAAGUAUUGAUUAUCAUCAUACAAGCCCCUCAGCUGCUACAGAAUCAACAACGACAGCAAUAGAGACAACAGCACCACAGUCUGGAGUUAGCUCCCGUGCUGCCAAUGCAAUUCUUCGUCAUGACUUGAGUAGUAGCCAUCAUGAGAACAUUAAUCCAUUCGAAGAUCCUUCGACUCUACUUGAGAACCUAUCCUCGUCCUCGGAUCGAUCAUCAGUUCACGGACAUGGAAGGAUGAACGGGGACGUGUUUGCGGAUUCAGAGGAUCGAUCAGUCACUGUGGAUCGUGAUGAUGAAGAGGAUUUUGAAUGGACCGAGGCUGAAAUCGGUAGCAUUGGAUCACAAGAAUCAGACGAGUCGUGGGUGUCGCAUUAGAGAGAAGAUCAUAAAGAUGUUCAGAAAUGUGGGGGGGGGCACUGACCUUCUUCCCUCAUUAGACUUCCGAUCUCCCCUUUUUUCCUUUUUCUUCUUUUCUCCACAUCUGUCAUUUAAAAAAUAAAAU
Messenger RNA from Lobosporangium transversale, 1287 nucleotides. RefSeq lists its product as hypothetical. The transcript has 2 exons. Lineage: Eukaryota; Fungi; Mortierellomycota; Mortierellomycetes; Mortierellales; Mortierellaceae. The record is from RefSeq and is a predicted model, not a curated record. Bases 171 to 1160 code for a protein of 329 amino acids.